AUGAAGGUUUUUGCCGUAAUCGCCGGUACAUUUAUCGCUGAGGGGAAACCCAGCAGGGCGGAAAUCUUUAAAGUUCCAGAUUCCUACUUUGAAGGCAUGCAACAACAACGACGCUACGUAGAUCUUCUGGCUAUUACACAGCACUACAAUCCUGGCUUUGACGAGCGCGAGCAGUGGUACUACGGAUGUCACUGCUUGAUGCUAGGUGAUCGCGCAAUGUCUACCAGAGGUCGAGGUAAACCAGUUGACCAGUUGGACAACGUCUGUCGACAGUACAAAGAAUGCAUCCACUGCGUAAAGAUGGAGUUCGGCGAGAUGUGCAUUCCAGAAGCAGUUAAGUACCAGUGGGAAGUGGACAGCUACGGCGAAACAGUUCCUGGAAAUAACGCUGGCACUUGCAAACGGGCGAUCUAUGAGUGUGACGCCAUGUAUGCUAGGAAGCUCGCCGAAACAAAUGCACUGAGCGUUUUCAACGGCGACUACCAUGGCUUCUGGUCGACGAUCGGGUGGAGCGCGGAGGAAGACUGCCCCGGCCGCGGCAGCCCAGCACAGCCCGAAUGCUGCGGCGGUUACGACAAACCUUACAUUCUCUACAAUGCGCUCAACCCAAAUAAACAAUGCUGCGCAGAUGGAACUGUUCGAAGAAAUUGUUACUGA
This is a messenger RNA of Oikopleura dioica, 657 nucleotides long. The record is from the annotation of a GenBank genome assembly. NCBI's taxonomy places the organism in Eukaryota, Metazoa, Chordata, Appendicularia, Copelata, Oikopleuridae.